UUAAAGUGUGGAAGACCUUCUCACACACAGUCCAACUCCAUUGGAACCCUCAGUUGCGAAAAUGCCUUCCAAGAAAAAGAACUCGAAGACACCUUCAAGACCACCCUCCAUUGCCCAUCAGGACACCGACUUCUCCUCAUCUUCCCUAGUUUCUUCUUCAACCCCCACCCACCAACACCUCUCCUCCUCCCUCCAUGAAGCUGCUUCACCCAAAUUCCCAGCUCUCAUUUCUGGAACCGCUUUCAUUGGCUUGGUUGUGGACGACGCCAUUCCAGAAUCUAGAGGAUGCAAGAUUUGGCUUUCGGAGUCUGCCAUGCUUUCUUCUUCAAUUCCCCCCGGUUCCCUUGUCUCGGUCUCACUUUCUUCUUUGGGCAAAGUUCGGAGCGGCUUUCCUUUGAGCACACUGUCAGAUGAAUGCGCAAGACACUUUGGUUUUGACUUGGCAGAUACUUUGGCAGAUGAAGCUGGAAAUUUCUUCGCACUGGCAACUGUAUUCCCUUCUUGUAAGGUUUUGAAAAAUGGGGUGCGCUUGUCUUCAAACCUUUCAUAUACUCUGGGUUGUCCAUCUUCUGGCAGGGUCAUUUUUGUUCAUCCUGUUAACUAUUAUCCCUCUAGUGAGAAUGGAAAUGUCAAGCGAUGUGGCCUUGGAGCUAAUUGUAUCACAUUAGACAGCUGCAAGGAGUUAUAUCUAUCUCCAAUUUAUGUGAAUGGUAAUGUUGAAAAGGAGGGUAUCAUCUCAUCUCGUCUUGACCUAUCCAAGGACGUAGCAUAUGAUCAGGCCGAAAAUAGCAAACUUUCAUCCCCAAAGACACCAUCUCUGUCAGAGUCUAAAGUUAGCUCCCCUUGUUCAACACAGUCUCACACGUCAAAUUAUGACAAGUCAGUAUCAAUGACGACUUACUCGUCUCAUGCAUCUAUCGACAUACUUGACAUGAAGGAAGUUUUCAGAAAUGAUUCCUCGAGGAAACUUCUAGAAGCGUGCACUGCAUCCUGGUUAAGUUCACGAAGUUUACUUCCUGGCAAUUUUGUUAUUGUCCCAGUUCUUUCAGGAUUUUGUGUUUUCCAAGUUGUAGGUUCCAAAAGGAAUUUUCCAAAUAGUGAAAUCUUGAGUAGUAUGAAUCAUGAUUUCCAUGCUCAAGAUUCAGACUUAGGGCGGGAGAUGAUAUCUGCUUUUUCUAUAGAUCGAGGAACAAAAAUUCAUUUGCUUCCAGAAAAUCCUUUAGUUGAAACUUCAGUGAGAGGCUCUUUGGUGCAUCCAGAACUUGGACAAGGGUAUGAUAACAGUAACACAGAAGUCAACUUUUCAAAGUUGGGAGGCCUUUCUAAAGAAUUUGCUGUUUUAAAAGAUAUUAUAGUUUCAUCAGCAGUACAAGCUACAGUGGCAAGCUUGGGUCUACGGCCUACAAAGGGAGUGCUUCUUCAUGGGCCACCAGGGACAGGAAAGACUACUUUGGCUCGAGUUUGCACUCAUGGUGCUGGUGUUAACAUGUUUUCAGUGAAUGGACCUGAAAUUAUUAGUCAAUACCAUGGAGAAACUGAACAAGCAUUGCAUGAGGUGUUCGAUAAAGCUAGCCAGGCCUCACCUGCUGUGGUUUUCAUAGAUGAGUUGGAUGCCAUUGCACCUACACGUAAAGAUGGAGGAGACGAACUAUCUCAAAGAAUGGUUGCCACACUCUUGAAUUUGAUGGAUGGAACUAGUAGAACGGAUGGAAUACUAGUUAUUGCAGCAACAAACCGACCUGAUAGUAUUGAGCCUGCACUUAGAAGACCUGGAAGGCUUGACAGAGAAAUAGAAAUAGGUGUACCAUCUCCUAGACAACGGCAUGAAAUAUUGCUUGUGCUUCUCAGUGAAAUGGAGCAUUCACUUUUGGAAAAGGAUAUUCAUAAUCUUGCAAUGGCCACACAUGGUUUUGUUGGAGCUGAUUUAGCUGCUCUCUGCAAUGAGGCAGCUUUGGUUCGUCUUCGGCAAUAUGUUAAAUUGACUAUCAGUCAUGGUGAUUCAGAUUUUGAAUUUUCAACUGUUGCACUUGGUUCAGUUUGCCAAACAUCAAGUCAGUCACAAGAUUUUCCAUUGGGCAGUGAUCUGGGUGCCACUCAUACUUUUCCAGAUUCAGUGAAAGGUAAUUUGGAGGCUGCUUUUUCCUGCACUUUGGAAACUCAGCACUCAUCAGAGUUUAUGGAUGGGAUUGGAGUAAACAGGACUUCUGUUCUAAAGGACAUCUUAAGAGUUACUCCAGAAGAUUUUGAGAAGGCUAGAGUUAGAGUAAGGCCAAGUGCCAUGAGAGAGGUAAUCCUUGAAGUUCCUAAAGUUGGCUGGGAAGAUGUUGGUGGUCAGAUGGAGGUUAAGAUGCAAUUGAUGGAAGCUGUGCAAUGGCCUCAAAAACACGGGGAUGCUUUCCAGCGCAUUGGAACUCGUCCCCCUAGCGGAAUAUUGUUGUUUGGUCCUCCAGGAUGCAGCAAAACUCUUUUGGCUCGUGCUGUAGCUUCUGAAGCAGGGUUGAAUUUUCUUGCAGUGAAGGGCCCUGAGCUGUUCAGCAAAUGGGUUGGUGAAUCUGAAAAGGCCGUGCGUACUUUGUUCGCGAAGGCAAGGGCAAAUGCUCCUUCGAUUAUAUUUUUUGAUGAAAUUGAUGGUCUUGCUAUAAUUCGUGGAAAAGAAAGUGAUGGAGUUUCAGUUGGUGAUCGAGUUAUAAGUCAGCUACUUGUCGAAUUGGAUGGUUUGCAACAAAGAGGUAGUGUCACUGUCAUUGCUGCUACAAAUCGGCCAGAUAAAAUCGAUCCUGCUCUGCUCAGACCAGGACGUUUUGAUCGAUUGCUUUAUGUGGGACCACCAAACAGAAAAGACCGCGAAGAUAUAUUUCGUGUCCAUUUGCACCGCAUGCCAUGUAGUUCAGAUGUUGACAUCAGUGAGCUUGCUGUUCUUACUGAAGGCUGUACGGGUGCUGAUAUAUCACUUAUCUGUCGUGAAGCAGCAAUUAAGGCUAUCGAAGAAAACCUAUCUGCCUCAGAGAUCACAAUGGAACACUUGAAAGUCGGUAUUCAGCAAGUACAGCCAUCUGAUGUUCAGAUGUAUGAGAAGCUAUCGGGAAAGUUCCAGAGACUCGUUAAUUCAACUGCUAAUGAGAAUGAUUUGGAAUGUGAACCUUGCUCCAGCAAAUCAAGUCAUAUAGCUCUUUGGGCCAGAUUAAAAUCUGCUAUGCUGUUUCUUUUCCGACUCCCAUGGUUCCUUUUGCAACCAGGUUCUUCUUGAAGCCAAUACACAUGCCUUAAUGUCUUCUUGAUAUUGACCUGCAAAUUUGGCUCAUCAAUGAUCAUGCUAUGGUUGGGGAACAAAAUCCAGAGGACCACAGCUAUAAGAAUGUGUGCUACUCAUGAAUAGUAUAAUAAUCAUCUUAGCCACUACCGGUCUGAGGAAGGAGUGCCUGUAAAUGCCAACUCAAUUGUUUUACCAGUCAUGCAUUGCAUACUCGUCUUUGCUCGACUCUUCAUUGGCAGAUUUGGGUUGGGGGAAGGGUGGUUGAAUGAGGGUGGUGUUGAAAAUCCUUUCGCAGAGGUAUGUCUAUAUAUAGAUGUUCUGAUAGUUAAAUGCACCCUGGUCCGGUUGCUGCCGAAGGAAUUCCAUGCAGCACUCCAUGUCUACAUAGCUUUAAUUUGGGAAUUGACUCCGACUGCUACAAGGGGUGAAUCAUGAGGAUAAAGACCAUAACCAAACAUUGCAAGCUGCACCCAGAUAUUCCCCCUUAGAUUUUUUGGGGUGCCCCCAAGAUGGUAUAUUCAUCACCUUCUUGUUGUAGAUAAGCAAAAAAAAAAGGUGUCUGUAAGAUGUUCCUUUUGAUAUGGCAAAGGUUGUCACUCAAGACAUUGUCAAAUGUCAAGUCAGUGGAUAAAUUUGGGAAGAAUUAAGACAGGUUCAGAAUUCAGAAGAAUAUGAUUUUGCUCACUACUUUUACCACAUUGGUUCCCCCUUUUAGGCCUAUCCUAAUCUUGUCUGGCUUCCUUGUCUUAGCAUGCUCACCGGCAUAUCUUUUGAUACGUAUCACAGGAUCAAUAGGGGAAGUGAGAAAAAUGUCCUACAAUUUCAACUUCUCCCAAUACUUUUUAGUUUUUUUUAUCUUUUAUAUAGAUUUUGUACUUUUGUUCUAUCUUAGUUUCUGAUUUUAAUUCAUUGAAAGCUAAGUCUACUGCUUCAUCUAAUAAAUGAUUAUGAUGGGGUAAUGGAAUCUUGAUAUGCUUUAUUUUAGUCAACAUGUCUAUUAUGUCUCCAUAUUUGAUUGGUAGCAAACAUUAUUUAUUUGUUUUUUGUUUUUGUGGCUGUUUACUUGUAAUAAAUA
This is a messenger RNA of Sesamum indicum (sesame), 4328 nucleotides long. RefSeq names its product Cam interacting protein 111 (gene CIP111). The record is from RefSeq and is a predicted model, not a curated record. Gene Ontology annotation, molecular function: ATP binding; ATP hydrolysis activity. Lineage: Eukaryota; Viridiplantae; Streptophyta; Magnoliopsida; Lamiales; Pedaliaceae. Gene Ontology annotation, cellular component: chloroplast; cytoplasm.